Molecule: messenger RNA, 1203 nt
Organism: Canis lupus familiaris (dog)
Lineage: Eukaryota; Metazoa; Chordata; Mammalia; Carnivora; Canidae
Gene: MYOZ2
Product: myozenin 2
Exons: 6
Coding region: 191-985 (264 amino acids)
Cellular component (GO): Z disc; actin cytoskeleton
Molecular function (GO): actin binding; telethonin binding; FATZ binding
Source: RefSeq, a predicted model, not a curated record
AGUCUCUUCAGAAAGGCUCAGUCCCCAGUUUGAGUCAGAGCUAGGGACCAUGCCGUCUCAGGCUCAGGGAUAAAAACCAUCGGGCCCAAGUGCCAUCCAUAUUCCAUCUCCACUCUUUCCUCCACAAAUUGGGAUUCAUCCCUGCUGAAAAGCACAGUCUAAGAGCAAGGGAACAACAACAAAAAAAAACAUGCUUUCACAUAAUACCAUGGUGAAGCAGAGAAAACAGCAAGCAUCAGCCAUCAUGAAGGAAAUCCAUGGAAAUGAUGUAGAUGGCAUGCACCUGGGCAAAAAAGUCAGCAUCCCCAGAGAUAUCAUGUUGGAAGAAUUAUCCCAUCUCAGUAACCGUGGCGCCAGACUAUUUAAGAUGCGACAAAGAAGAUCUGAUAAGUACACAUUUGAAAAUUUCCAGUAUGAAUCUAAAGCACAAAUUAAUCACAGCAUUGCCAUGCAGAAUGGGAAACUGGAUGGAAGCAACCUCGAAGGUGGCUCACAACAAGCCCCGUCUACUCCUCCCAACACCCCAGAUCCGCGGAGUCCCCCAAACCCAGAAAACAUCGCACCAGGAUAUUCUGGACCACUGAAGGAGAUUCCUCCUGAAAAGUUCAACACCACGGCUGUUCCUAAGUACUAUCAGUCGCCCUGGGAACAGGCCAUUAGCGGUGAUCCGGAGCUUUUAGAGGCUUUAUACCCUAAAUUUUUCAUGCCUGAAGGAAAAGCAGAACUGCCUGAUUACAGGAGCUUUAACAGAGUUGCCACUCCAUUUGGAGGUUUUGAAAAAGCAUCAAAAAUGGUUAAAUUCAAGGUUCCAGAUUUUGAGCUACUACUUUUAACAGAUCCCCGAUUUAUGGCUUUUACCAAUCCUCUUUCUGGCAGACGGUCCUUUAAUAGGACUCCAAAGGGAUGGAUAUCUGAGAAUAUUCCUAUAGUUAUAACAACUGAGCCUACAGAGGAUACCACUGUACCAGAAACAGAAGACCUAUGAAAAGAAAGUUGUAUGUGCCACAAAAACCUCUAAACAUAAAUGUUGCUGUUUUAUUAUUCUAUUUACCGGCACAGUCAUUUACACUCUUCAUUAGUAGCAAUAAUUUUGUAGCAAUUUAGCAAUUCUCCUUUUAUGGCAUUUAAAUUCUAUCUCAAAAAAUAAAUAAAUUCUAUCUCAGAUCAUAUACUAAUAAACAAUUUGAAAUCUUGUUUUAAAAA